AUGGUUCGAAUAUCACGAACUUGCCAUGACGGCCAACUGCCUCUCCCUGGUUACCUGUCUCAAGCAAGCCAGUCGUCCAACGCUCUUGCUUCCAAGCUGCCUCCUUUGCCCGCCUCGCCUUCAUUCUCCCAGUCGAUGGGCAUAAUGGGCACUGCUGAGGAGGCGCUGAAUUCGUACCAGCUGCCCAAGCCCCUUCCCGUGUGGCUCAACCCUGGCUAUGCCAAGCACAUAGUGAGAGGCAAUUUUAUGACUCUCAGUGCUCGGCCGAAGACAGUUGAACAAGGAGAGUGGAUAGCUCAUCAAGUUGUCGAGCACUACCGUAACCUGUGGAACUUUGUCCGCGUCAUCUACGAGAAGGAGGAGAACGGGAAGUCUAUUUGCGAUGCUACGUCGUGCCCUCGCAUGUCGGCUGGAACAAACCACUCGUACACGUGGCUCAACAACCGUUUCGAGCCCAUUGAGCUGCCGGCCUUUGAAUACAUAACCCUGAUGCAGAGGUGGAUCUCUGGCAAGAUCGACGACACCAAAAUGUUCCCCACCGAGGCGUCUGGAGUCUCUUUCGCACACAACCCUCAAAUCACAACCACAUCACUCUUGAACGGGCCCGAUGAAUGGGUCGGAAAGCGCAGCGGGUUUCCCAAGGAGUUUUUCAGCAUCUGCCAGACCAUCUUCCUCCAGAUGUUCCGAGUCUACGCCCAUCUUUACUGGGCUCACUUUAUAGACCCAUUCUACCACCUGAACCUAGAGAAGCAGUUGAACAGCUGCUUCAGCCAUUUCGUGCUAACGGCCACCGCCCUCGACUUGCUAAAGCCCUCAGAGCUCGAGCCAAUGCAGCCUCUCAUUGAUCUCUGGGCUGCCAAUGGCACCUUCCCUCCCGAAUCCAAAGCGUACGAGUAUGCAAACCUCAAGGUGGGGAAUCUUCUCUUACAGCUUGGGGGCAUGGCUUGA
This is a messenger RNA of Lasiosphaeria miniovina, 948 nucleotides long. RefSeq names its product Mob1/phocein. The coding region runs from base 1 to 948 and encodes 315 amino acids. Gene Ontology annotation, molecular function: protein kinase activator activity. Gene Ontology annotation, biological process: signal transduction; cell division; positive regulation of protein phosphorylation. Gene Ontology annotation, cellular component: nucleus; cytoplasm. Lineage: Eukaryota; Fungi; Ascomycota; Sordariomycetes; Sordariales; Lasiosphaeriaceae. The record is from RefSeq and is a predicted model, not a curated record. The transcript has 4 exons.